Molecule: messenger RNA, 1324 nt
Organism: Lepisosteus oculatus (spotted gar)
Lineage: Eukaryota; Metazoa; Chordata; Actinopteri; Semionotiformes; Lepisosteidae
Source: RefSeq, a predicted model, not a curated record
UCCUGUAGUGUUAAGAACACUAAAAGUUCAGUGAUACCCAUUAAUCACAUGCUUAACCAUCACUGGCAGUGUCCUCAGUAAUGUUGAAGGAAUUUACACAGUUGUUCAGAGUGGGAGUGGAAGAGCGGAAUUAGUUGGAUUGCGUCUCCCAUGUGAAAUAUGAUUCUUUUUGUGUGGUUGUGUCACACUGACUUACUCUGGCUCUCCCCGCAGAAAAACGGGCAAGGGAAGGACUGCGUGUUCACGGAGAUCGUGCUGGAGAACAACUACACGGCGCUGCAGAACGCCAAGUACGAGGGCUGGUACAUGGCCUUCACGCGCAAGGGCCGGCCCAGGAAGGGCUCGAAAACGCGCCAGCACCAGCGGGAAGUGCACUUCAUGAAACGCCUGCCCAAGGGCCACCAGGCCUCCGAGCAGCAUAGACCCUUUGAGUUCAUCAACUACCCUUUCAACAGAAGGACUAAGCGCACCCGCUACACCGGAGAGCGAUAAAAGGCCAAGAGAAAAUCAACCCCAGCCAACGGAAAAAACGAGCAGUGGACUCCUCCUUACAGACUUCUUAUGAUAUUUUGUACCGCAAAAUUAAUAUACCACCUAGUUGUCUAUAAUUUUUCAGAAAAGGAAAUGGAGAAAGAAUUAAAUAAUCUAUUUUUGUACUCACUUUUUUUAAAAUGGACUUGUGAAAACAGAGCGAAGCACGAUAUUCAUCAAGGACGUGUGUGUUGAGUCUCAGUUAUGUUUCAUAAAUUUUGUUUUCUUCAAAGCAAAACUUUGAUGGUUUAGACGAGUUGCUGCAUCACACCUGCUGCUCAUGGAGUUUUGGGGAACCUGGCAGAGAGCACUGAAGACAGAUGGCGCCGUUUUAUUUUUGUACAGAAGUUUGGCAGAUUCUAAUAGAUGGACCGGGUGCCAAGGCCAAGUUGCUAAGAAGCUGCUUUCCAUGUUGUGAAGCAUCUCUUUGGGGGAAUCUCAGUGACCUCAGUGGAUUCUGGUUUAGUCUUUUCAUUUUCCAAAUACAAGCACAACUAUAAAAGCUGUCUGCAGCAUGAAAUUAACUUAUUUGUUCUGUAAACAGCAUUACAAAAGUAAAGGCAUCUUAGACAACCGUUUUAAACAUUUAAAACGCUAUUCAAAAAAUGGCAGCUACCUUUUGAUAAUCUUGGACUUCCUACCAUUGGCUUAACAUUGUCUGUAAAUUUGAGGUUUUAAAACACUGUUUUCCCAGGUUGGAGUGUAGGAAGUCCUUUGGUUCUGUUGUUUUUAUUUUGUUUUUUUUAUAUAUAUAAACCUUUUAUUGGAGGAUUUGUGUAAAAAAUAAUUUUAA